AUGAUUUAUUACCAUGGGCUGGAAUGGCUCAUUGAAGACUGGUUGGAAACAACGAAUGAAUUAAUCGACGAUCCCGAUCAAAUCCCAGUCCCAAGUGAGAACUUAAUCGCUGAGCGAGGUGUCACGAACUUUGAACCCACACUUUGCGCAGCUGAACCGGAUGCCGCCCAAGCUGCAGCUACAACCUGGGAUGAUCAACCAGUACUGUGGAAUUCGAGAUUUGAUAGCGACACAUUUACAGCCUUGAUUUCGAGGAACGAUAAAUCCAGCGGAUUGCAGUCAGCAGCUGAUUUGGAGCAACUGAAGCACAUCCAGCAGAAGCCCAUCACUUCCUAA
Molecule: messenger RNA, 336 nt
Organism: Gongylonema pulchrum
Lineage: Eukaryota; Metazoa; Nematoda; Chromadorea; Rhabditida; Gongylonematidae
Source: the annotation of a GenBank genome assembly